This is a messenger RNA of Microdochium trichocladiopsis, 801 nucleotides long. RefSeq lists its product as uncharacterized. The coding region runs from base 192 to 758 and encodes 188 amino acids. The record is from RefSeq and is a predicted model, not a curated record. The transcript has a single exon. Lineage: Eukaryota; Fungi; Ascomycota; Sordariomycetes; Xylariales; Microdochiaceae.
AUCAUUAGAGUUGUAAGAACAUCACCUGCACGAAUCCUUGACACGACGACAGGGCAAACAUGAAUCUUGACCUUCACGAGUUCUUCCAUGGAUGUCGCUUCAACGGCCAAAUAAUCCAAUAAAUCAGGUCUGCAAGGAAACCACACCUGGUAGCUCCAUUCCAAGACAGCAAGGGAACCCUACAUACAAUCAUGGCAGAAGACAAUCCCAGCCCCGAGCAGGAUGGGGAGAACCAAGACAGCAAGAACAAGAAGCCUACCAGCAAGGAGAGGCUUACCGAGGAGAUCAAGAAGCGCGUCGAAGAGAGCAAAGAGCUGCAGCAAAAAUCAAUCGAACUGCACAAACAGGCCGACGAGAUUGAAGACCAGGACAAGGCAGCAGACCUGCACCACGAGGCGGCGCAGCUCGACAAGAAGGCCGCGACGCUGCUCAAGACGGCGCGGAGGCUCGAGACUGGCUGGAUGCAGGGCGGCGCGACGGGGGGAGGGAUUGGAGCAGGCAUUGCCGGCGGCUUGGGCACGGUGAUUGGGUCAGUGGUCGGCGGCGUGGUGGCGAUACCUACGACCGGGCUGGGGAUAUUGAUCGGUGCUGGGACCGGCCUGGUUCACGGACCUUGGGUCAAGUUUACGGACAAGUUUACAAAGGAUGACGAAGAUGAGAUGGAGCGGAAUGCGGAGGCGGAUGCGCAGUCAUUAAUCAAUGUCGGUCCAGAUCCGGUCAAGGAGGAGCAGGCGGAGAAGAAGAGCGAUGCGGCAUGAUCGAUUGGCACAGACUGAGUAUGACUUAACGGUCUUGAGCAUA